AUGACCACUGCCUCGCUCAACCAGAGCGCCCAGAGCCAGACCCUGGGCGCCAUCAUCCCCUUUGCCGUCCUAUCCAUUAUCGCCGUUGUUCUCCGUUUGCUGGCCAAAUCUCUGACCCGGCUGCGAUUUGGCCUGGAUGACUAUUUAAUAAUUGUGGGAUUGGCCUGCUCGCUGGGUUGCUUCAGUCUUUCCACCAUCAUGGUUGCAUUGGGAUCGGGUCGUCACCUGGCGGUCGUGCCCACAGGGAACAUCCACAAGUACCUCAAGUGCAUGUAUGCCUAUCAGAUGAUCUACACCGCGACCAUCCUCUCCGUCAAACUGUCCAUCCUCACCUACUACGUCCGCAUCUUCCAAAUCCGCCCCUUCCGCAUCGCCGUCUAUGUCGUCGGCAGUCUGGUCGUCGCCUGGGCCGUCAUUGUGUGGUUCAUCUCCAUUUUCUCCUGCCGCCCGCUGAACGGCUUCUGGGACAAGUCGGUGCCGGCCACCUGCGUCAGCAGCAAGGCCUUCUACGUCGGAAACGCGGUCCCCAACAUCUGCACCGAUGUGAUGAUUUUAAUCCUGCCCCUGCGCAUGGUCUGGGGGCUGCAGACCACCCGCAUCCAGAAGGUCACUCUGUCGGCUAUCUUUCUCCUGGGGGGCUUUGUGGUGGUAUGCAGUUGCAUUCGACUAUCGACGCAGUUCAAAGUCGAUGACCCGGAUUUCACCUGGGCCAUGAACGGCACCGUGAUCUGGACCUCGCUGGAAGUCUCCUUUGGCGUCAUCUCCGCCUGUCUGCCCACCAUGCGUCCCAUCGUCCGCUGGGCAAUGCGAAAACUGAACAUCGAAGCCACGGACACGUCCAAAUCCUCCCAGCGCUAUUUCCCCUCCAACCACGUCACCGCGCGGGGAUUCGAGACGCUGUCCGGGUCAGGGGGCGAGCCCCAGACGCAUCAAUUACACACCACCGCAGUGCGCAGUAACAGUCGGACGGAGAGCAAUAAUGGAGAGGAGCUGUUGCUGGGGCAGAUUCAGGUUAAAAAUGAGGUCCGAUUCGAGGCCGAGUCGGUAUAG
Molecule: messenger RNA, 1050 nt
Organism: Aspergillus fijiensis CBS 313.89
Lineage: Eukaryota; Fungi; Ascomycota; Eurotiomycetes; Eurotiales; Aspergillaceae
Exons: 5
Coding region: 1-1050 (349 amino acids)
Source: RefSeq, a predicted model, not a curated record